Prunus avium (sweet cherry) is the source of this 1333-nucleotide messenger RNA. RefSeq names its product nudix hydrolase 18, mitochondrial. Lineage: Eukaryota; Viridiplantae; Streptophyta; Magnoliopsida; Rosales; Rosaceae. Gene Ontology annotation, molecular function: pyrophosphatase activity. Gene Ontology annotation, cellular component: nucleus; cytoplasm. The record is from RefSeq and is a predicted model, not a curated record.
AGAAGCUUAUCAAUUGAAGGAAAAGAGUCUGAAGAAGCAGUUUCUUAUUCACUCACUCAAAUUCGCGUUUCAAUACAAAAAAACGCUUUUGCUCCUCCCAAGCUGAAACUAUCAAAGGCCUCCCCCCCUGUGCUCGCUCACAUAAUCCAAUCUAUUUUUAGAAUUUCCAUUUCCUUCUUUGCCCAAUUUGGUUCCUGAGAUAUCCCCCUAAAUUGGUGGGUCUCUUUCUUUGAAUCUUUGAAUCUUUGAAUCUUUGAAUCUUUGAAUCUUUGAAUCUUUGAAGAAGAAAUAUUCAAUUUCUUCCCUUUCUUCUACACGUAGCGAAAGUUUGCCCGGCAAGUGACUAUGGGUCUCGUUGUCUCAAGAAAUAUUGCAGCUUUUAUUUUCUCUUCUCCUCUUUUCUCCAAGAAAAAUAGUGGGAAUUUCAUUCCCAUGCAACUUGAGAACGUGGUUUCCUUGGUGUCCCGGACGGGAAGGCAUUUGCAGCGCUAUGAUAAAGAUUGUCGCCAAGUUGUAGGAUGCAUACCAUACAGAUUUAGGAAAACUGAACAAUCUUCAUCUCUUGAGGAAUUAGAAGUUCUUGUGAUUAGUUCACAGAAUGGUCAAGGAAUGUUGUUCCCAAAGGGAGGUUGGGAAAUUGAUGAGUCUAUCGAAGAAGCGGCUAAAAGAGAGACGCUAGAGGAAGCCGGUGUGAUUGGCCAACUUGGAAGUAUAUUGGGUAUGUGGCGUUAUAAGAGCAAAAGCCAUGGCACAUUUCGUCAGGGGUACAUGUUCCCUUUGCUUGUCCAGCAGCAACUGGACCUUUGGCCCGAGCAAAGUGCCAGAAAACGAGAAUGGAUGACUGUUGCCGAAGCUAGAGAAGCAUGUCAAAAUUGGUGGAUGAGGGAAGCUUUGGAGAAGUUAGUUUCUCGACAAAUGCACCCCCAACAGGCAGAAGAAGAAACAAAACGCACGUAGAAUUUCAUAGCUUUGGAGUUUCUUUUCUUCUUUUCAAAUUUUGGAGGACCAAACGGAUGUAGGCAGGGAGAAUUAGUAGUUUUCUUGGUCCAAAGAAAGCUCAGAUUAGGAAUGAGGAAGUCGAAUAGAACCAUCAUCUUAAGGUGUUUGUGGCCUUGUUUUGUUCCUGCCAUCGUUCCUUCUCGAGUUAACUUGUCACCAAAACGAGGGCUGAUUGCAAAACCAUACAAUGUAGUUGAAGAUCUUAGAGACAAAACAACUUGUACAUGUACAAAUUCCAUUCUUUCAAUUCAAUUUCAAUUGAUUCAUUCUUUUCUAUGAAACUUGUCCCCUCUGUAUUUUAUUUUUUUUGUCGAAAAUCCCCUCUGUAUUUGAA